AAGAACUCUGGAUUCUGUCAAGUGCCACCCCAAUGAAUUAGUUUAAUUUUUCUAAUAUAAUUUGCCACAAACUCCCCAAUUUCCACCAUAAGGCCUCCUCCGAGCAACGUCGAAAGAUUAUCUUCUGGAGUUUCUUUUCUAAAUCCAAAAUCACUGCCAGUUUCAUAAGAUUAGAGCUUGAAGAAAUGUUGAUGGGACAUACAGAAGUUCUAGCACAACAUCAAUACUCGAAGGAUCGUCUUCUGUCCGAUCUGGUAUCUGAGUUGGAUAUUGAUGAAGCUGCAGAUUUCUCUGAACAGAUUCUUUAUGAAGCAUCUUUCGAGGAAUUUGGAAGAUACAGUGUCCAAUAUGACACUAUUAUAUGGCUUUCUAUAUCACUGCUGCUGGUUUUAGCCUGGGGUUUUGGGAUAAUCAUGCUACUUUACCUGCCAUAUAGGAGAUAUGUGCUUCAGAAGGACUUUUCCUCCCGCAGAUUAUAUGUCACACCAAGGAAAAUAGUUUACAAGGUUUCAAGACCUUCAUUCAUACCUUUUUGGGGUACCACGAAAAUUGAGAAGAAUGUUCCUCUUUCCUUGGUGAUUGAUAUCAUUAUUGAACAAGGUUGCUUACAGUCAGUGUACGGAAUCCAUACCUUCAGAAUUGAAAGCAUAGCACGUGGGAAAGCUUCUCCUGUUGAUGAUCUGCAGGUUCAAGGGAUUUCUAACCCUGGUCUUCUGAGAAAGAUCAUUGUAAGAGAAGCUUCAAAAGUUAUUCAAGACUGUUGGAAUACAACUCCAUUAAAUGCUGAAGGAGAAAGCACUUUUCCUUCAAGAUCAAUGGAGGGACCUACUUUUUUAAGAUCUCCAUCAAGAGGGUUGAAGACUACUAUAUCACCACAUUAUGUGGCGAAGGAACGAAGAAGUAUAUUGUCUCAGGAACUGCUGCUUCAAAAGCUGGAAGAAGUCAAUAUAUCAGUCAAGAAAAUUGAGCAGCUUAUUAACCAGCCCCACCCUGCCCCAGAAUUCAGCUGAUAAGAAACAUCAAACAUCAAUCUGCUCAAUGAACCUAUUUUGUAGUUCAAGCUUGAGUUGAGUGAAACAGAUGAAAAGAAAUUUGGAACUGCACUCUGUUUCUGUCUGUAUAAAGGUAGGAAAAUGGUAGAAUACUUCAGCUCUGUAAAUUAUGAUUUCCUUGGCAACAUUCAUUCUUUGUUUCCUCUUUAGAUAAAUUGCAUUUUUAUCCUAGGUUCAUUAUGUUAAUAAAAAUGGCUCGGUGAAAACCUUCUCAUAUA
This is a messenger RNA of Momordica charantia (bitter melon), 1270 nucleotides long. NCBI's taxonomy places the organism in Eukaryota, Viridiplantae, Streptophyta, Magnoliopsida, Cucurbitales, Cucurbitaceae. The record is from RefSeq and is a predicted model, not a curated record.